GGGAAGCGUCCAUGUUUUUACAGACAUGGAUGUAAACUGGAAGAGAAACUUGACUGUGAUGUUUCUCUGCUGCUCUCCCGACGUCUUCAGAAGGUUGAUGGUUGAGUUUCGGCGGGCAGAUCUCCCUCAUGAGCAGUUCGUCUUCUUCUACAUCGACGUGUUCGGGGACAGUCUGAACUCCACACAUGGGCAGCCGUGGGCCCGUGGAGACGAGGACGACGCCGUGGCCAAGGAGGCCUUUCAGAGUGUGAAGAUCCUGACGUACCGAGAGCCUCAGAACCCCGAGUACAAAGAGUUUGUCCGCAACCUGAAGACAGAUGCCAGGAAAAUGUUCAACUACACCAUCGAGGACUCACUGAUGAACAUCAUAGCCGGAGGGUUUUAUGACGGUCUGAUGCUCUACACUCACGCUCUGAACGAGACCAUGUCCAUGUCCGCCAGUCGGCCUCCAGGGAAAGUCGUCACCAAGAGGAUGUGGAAUCGAACCUUUCACGGUGUGACGGGACUCGUCCACCUGGAUGAGAACGGAGACAGAGAGACGGACUUCGCUCUGUGGGACAUGAUGGACACCAACACCAGCACCUUCCAGAUCGUUUUGGUGUACAACAGUUCAGAGGAGCAGCUGACGGCCAUACCAGGAACAACGCUGCACUGGCUGGGUGGAGUUCGUCCUCCUGAUAUCCCCGUCUGUGGCUUCAAGAACGACAACCCAAUCUGCCUCGCAAAGACGAUCACCAUCCACCAGAUGGUUUCCAUCGUGGUCUUCUUCAUCUUCCUGAUGACCCUCACCAUCACCGUCUUCAUCUACAGGAGGAUGAAGUUGGAGAAGGAGCUGGUGGCUCAGCUCUGGAGGAUUUCAUGGGAUGACAUCCAGAUGAGUAAUUUGGACAAAGUGCUGCGCAGUGGCAGCAGGAUCACACUGUCACUGAGAGGCUCUAACUACGGCUCGCUGAUGACUGGAGAUGGAAACCUGCAGGUUUUUGCAAAGACUGGAUACUACAAGGGGAACAUCACGGCCAUCAAAUACACCAACAGGAAACGCAUCGAGCUGAACAGGAAGGUCCUGUUUGAACUCAAACAUAUGCGAGACGUUCAGAACGAACAUCUGACCAGGUUCAUCGGAGCGUGCAUCGACCCUCCCAACACCUGUAUCAUCACAGAGUACUGUCCCAGAGGAAGUCUGCAGGACAUCUUGGAGAACGACAGCAUCACUCUGGACUGGAUGUUCAAGUACUCUCUCAUCAAUGACAUCGUCAAGGGCAUGGUGUUCCUCCACAACAGUGUCAUCUUCUCUCACGGUAAACUCAAGUCGUCCAACUGUGUCGUGGACAACCGCUUCGUCCUGAAGAUCACAGACUACGGUUUGUCCAGCUUUAGAUCUGAGAGCGACUCAGGAAAAGACGCUCACGCCUACUACGCCCAGAGGUUGUGGAUGGCUCCAGAGCUGCUCAGGAUGGAGUGUCCUCCUCCUCAGGGAACCCAGAAAGGAGACGUCUACAGCUUCGGCAUCAUCCUCCAGGAGGUAGCACUGCGCCGAGGAGCCUUUUACCUGGAGGGAGACCCACUCAGCCCCAAAGAGAUCGUGGACCGGGUGAUCCUGGGCGAGUGGCCCUGCCUCAGGCCGACCAUCGACCCCCAGAGUCACAGUCCCGAGCUGGGUCAGCUGAUGCAGCGCUGCUGGGCCGAGGAGCCGACGGAGAGACCGGAGUUCAACCACAUCCGGCUGCUGCUGCGCAAACAGAACAAGGAGUCGAGGACCAACAUCCUGGACAACCUGCUGUCCCGUAUGGAGCAGUACGCCAACAACCUGGAGGAGCUGGUGGAGGAACGAACACAAGCUUAUCACGAGGAGAAACGCAAGGCUGAGGCCCUGCUGUACCAGAUACUACCACAUUCAGUGGCAGAGCAGCUGAAGCGAGGUGAGACAGUUCAGGCCGAGGCCUUUGACUCCGUCACCAUCUACUUCAGUGACAUUGUGGGUUUCACGGCCAUCUCAGCAGAGAGCACACCGAUGGAGGUGGUGACUCUGCUGAACGACCUCUACACCUGCUUCGACGCCAUCAUCGACAACUUUGAUGUUUACAAGGUGGAGACCAUCGGCGACGCCUACAUGGUGGUGUCAGGGCUGCCGGUGAGGAACGGGAACCUGCACGGCAGAGAGAUCGCCCGCAUGGCCCUCGCCCUGCUGGACGCCGUCCGAACUUUCAAGAUCCGCCACCGCUCAGAGCAGCAGCUGAAGCUGAGGAUAGGAAUACACAGCGGUCCAGUGUGUGCAGGUGUGGUGGGUCUGAAGAUGCCACGUUACUGUCUGUUCGGCGACACCGUCAACACCUCGUCACGUAUGGAGUCCAGCGGAGAAGCGCUGAAGAUCCACGUGUCGGCGGCGACUCACGACGUCCUGCUGGAGUUCAACUGCUUCCAGCUGGAGCAAGGAAACACCCCGGACAGAAGGACGACGGAGGACAGAGAGGAGGGGAUGAAGAGGCAAGAAAGAAAUGAGGAAAGAGAGAAGGGGACAGUGAAGGAAAGGAAGGAGGGAGAAUCUGUUUCUACUGAGGAGGAAGAGGAAGAGGAGGAAGAGGAGGAAGACCAGUGUGAGCUGCUGGAUCCGGACUCAGUGUUCAUGACCUCAGCAGCAGCAGCUCGCUGCUCACUGUCUCAGGUGUGUUUUACAUGUUAG
Epinephelus fuscoguttatus (brown-marbled grouper) is the source of this 2680-nucleotide messenger RNA. Its product is annotated as atrial natriuretic peptide receptor 1-like. The record is from RefSeq and is a predicted model, not a curated record. The coding region runs from base 26 to 2680 and encodes 884 amino acids. Gene Ontology annotation, biological process: protein phosphorylation; receptor guanylyl cyclase signaling pathway; cGMP biosynthetic process. Gene Ontology annotation, molecular function: peptide receptor activity; guanylate cyclase activity; protein kinase activity. NCBI's taxonomy places the organism in Eukaryota, Metazoa, Chordata, Actinopteri, Perciformes, Serranidae. The transcript has 23 exons. Gene Ontology annotation, cellular component: membrane.